AAAAGCGUAAGUAAGUGUUGAAAAAGUUUCAGUUGCUGCUGUUCAUAAAAAUGAAAAUUUUGGCUUUACUUGCAAUUUUCUUCGUCUCCAUUCACGCUGAGAUGGCAAGAUUUGACAAUUAUCGUGUCUAUAGUGUUAAAAUAGAGAACACGGAACAAUAUGAUGCUAUGAAGUAUCUUGAGGAGCACAGUGAUUCGUACAAUUUCUGGAAGUACCCUAAAAUGAAUGCACAAAUAGACAUUGUUGUUCCACCUCACAAGUUUUCAGAAUUUGAGGAAAUAACUUUAAAUCUGAAAAUGCAAUCUGAAUUAAUAAUCGAGAAUUUACAAAGUGUUAUGGAUCAACAAAAGCCGAGAAAUAAACAACCAAAAGCAAUUGGAGAUAUAGACUGGGACGAUUACUACAGAUUAGAAGAUAUAUAUGCAUGGCUUGAUAACCUUGUAGAAAAAUAUCCAGGUAUCUUGAAGCUUGAAACUAUAGGAGCUUCAUCAGAAGGCAGACCAAUCAAAAUGAUAACCUUAUCAAAAAAGCCGGGUAAUAGAGCGAUAUUAAUUGAAGGAACUAUUCAUGCUCGUGAAUGGAUCUCAGCAGCAACUGCAACAUAUAUCCUAAACGAAUUACUGACAUCUACGGAUUCUAAUGUUACAGAUAUUGCUAAUAAUAUUGAUUGGCACAUUAUACCAGUAGUAAAUCCUGACGGUUAUGAAUACACAUGGACGACAAAUAGAAAUUGGAGAAAGACACGAUCAGCAGUCUCUAUGUUAUGUUUUGGCGUUGAUGGAAAUAGAAACUUUAAAUUUAACUGGCUUACAGCUGAUGAGACUGGUAAUAUAGGAGGAAGUCGGGUGCCCUGCACUGAUACCUACGCUGGUGCUUAUCCAUAUUCUGAGCCAGAGACUCAAGCUACUGAAUCUUUCUUUGAAGCAAAUGCAAAAAAAAUUGAUGCUUUUCUUGCCCUUCAUUCUUAUGGACAUCUCUUUUUACAUCCAUGGGGUCACACUAAUGUACCUCCAUCAGCAGUAGAAGAGCUUGGAAACGUAGGAAGAGCAGCUGCUGAAGCCAUAUCUCAAGUCAAUGGAACUCAAUAUAUCGUUGGAAGCAGCAAUCAAGUUCUUUAUGCAUCCACCGGUACAUCCAGAGACCAUACACACGGAGCUCAUGAAAUUCCGAUUUCGUUCACAGUUGAAAUGAGAGGCAAUGGUGAUUACGGAAAUUUCGGUUUCAUGCUUCCCGCAAGAUUCAUCAAACCAAACGUUGAAGAAGUUCUCGCAGGAUUCAUAGCUUUAAUCCACGAAGCUCGUAAUUAUGGACGCUUUCCAAUAAAUUAAACGAAAUGUAAACCAAGCAACAGUGGAUUUCUAACCCCAAUUCAAUAAAGAAGUUUCAUUUACAUGCUUUAUAGACUGUCUGCGAAUGUUUACACAAAUUUAU
This is a messenger RNA of Chironomus riparius, 1431 nucleotides long. The record is from the annotation of a GenBank genome assembly. Lineage: Eukaryota; Metazoa; Arthropoda; Insecta; Diptera; Chironomidae.